Heterocephalus glaber (naked mole-rat) is the source of this 738-nucleotide messenger RNA. It is a transcript of the gene Tmem141, whose product is annotated as transmembrane protein 141. The record is from RefSeq and is a predicted model, not a curated record. NCBI's taxonomy places the organism in Eukaryota, Metazoa, Chordata, Mammalia, Rodentia, Bathyergidae.
CCCCUCCUGCGCAAGCGCGCUCCGCCCCGGCCAGCCAUGGUGAACCUGGGCUUGUCCCGUGUGGACGAUGCUGUAGCCGCCAAGCACCCGGGACUCGAGGAGUACGCCGCGUGCCAGUCCAACGCCUUCAUGAAGGGCGUGCUCACCUUCCUGGCAGGCACCGCCGGGACCUUCGGCCUGCAGACUCUCAUCCAGAGAAAGUUUCCCUACCCGAUGCAGUGGAGCAUCCUGGUGGCCAUGGUUGCAGGCUCUGUGGCCAGCUACAAGGUGACCAGAGUGGAGUCGCAGAAAUGCAGCAACCUCUGGCUCUUUCUGGAGACAGGGCAGCUCCCCAAAGACAUGGGCACAGGUCAGCCCCGAUAGGAGAGCUGCAGCCAGGGAGCAGAUUUGGGUGCGGAGUCCAGGAGCACAGUCCUCAGCACUCCAGACUCCAGACCACGUCACACACAGCCAGGCCUAACACCCGCUGUUGCUGCUGCUGCCCACAGCCUGGACCUGCCCAGGUUGGCUCAGAAAGGCCUGGCAGGGCUGGGGCAGGGGAUUCUCCUAGGGUCAGCACUGGAGCCCUAGAGGAUUGUGUCCUGCUGCACAUAUUGUGGAGGCAGCAGCCUGUGGAUGGUGGACACGACUGUGCACCCUCUCAGGCACUGUGGCCGCCCCCUCUCUCCUCCCCAGCAAGCCCAAGGACAUAGCUGGUGCUGGAGGUGUCAGGUAAUAAACAGCUUGUCUUGCUUCCCA